UUUCUUCUUACAGACAUCUUUCUGCGAUGCUUCUCACAGAACCCUAAGAAAUAAAGAGAAAGAGAAGGUGAGAAGAAGCUCUGAAUCUGAUUGUUCAUGGCAACAGAAUCGGACAUCUGAAGAAGCAGAUAGAGCGACUCUGGUUUUUAGUGGAUGGUCUCAUGGGUGCCGCCGGUUCCAAGCUCGAGAAAGCUCUUGGUGACCAGUUUCCCGAAGGCGAGAGGUAUUUCGGGCUAGAGAAUUUCGGCAACACUUGCUAUUGUAAUAGCGUUUUGCAGGCCCUUUAUUUCUGUGUUCCCUUCCGUGAACAAUUAUUGGAGUACUAUGCAAAUGGCAAAAGCCAGGGAGAUGCAGAAGAGAAUCUCUUGACGUGCUUGGCAGAUUUAUUCACUCAGAUAAGUUCUCAGAAGAAGAAAACCGGUGUCAUUGCUCCAAAGCGUUUUGUCCAGAGAGUGAAGAAACAGAAUGAACUUUUCCGCAGCUACAUGCAUCAGGAUGCCCAUGAAUUUUUGAACUUCUUGCUAAAUGAGCUUGUUGACAUACUGGAGAAAGAGUCCCAAGCUACAAAAAGCUCUUCGGAGACUUCAUCACCAUCAGAAAAGAUUGCAAACGGUCCAAAGAAUGCUCAAGCCAAUGGUGCACAAAAGGAGCCAUUGGUUACCUGGGUUCAUAAAAAUUUUCAGGGUAUUCUGACCAAUGAGACAAAGUGCUUAAGAUGUGAGACAGUCACAGCAAGGGAUGAAACAUUUUUAGACUUGAGCCUUGAUAUCGAACAGAACAGCUCAAUCACAAGCUGUCUCAAAAAUUUCAGUUCUACCGAAACGUUGAACGCGGAAGAUAAGUUCUUCUGUGACAAGUGCUGCAGUUUGCAGGAAGCUCAGAAGAGGAUGAAGAUCAAAAAGCCACCUCACAUCCUGGUUAUCCAUCUGAAGCGCUUCAAGUACAUUGAGCAACUUGGCCGGUACAAAAAGCUAUCUUACCGUGUUGUGUUCCCGUUGGAACUGAAGCUCAGCAACACAGUAGAAGAUGCAGACCUUGAGUAUUCACUCUUUGCGGUGGUUGUCCAUGUUGGUAGUGGGCCCAACCAUGGACAUUACGUUAGCCUAGUGAAGAGUCACAACCACUGGUUGUUCUUUGAUGAUGAGAAUGUGGAGAUGAUAGAUGAAUCUGCUGUACAGACAUUCUUUGGGUCUGCGCAGGAAUAUUCUAGCAACACAGAUCAUGGAUACAUACUGUUCUACGAGAGCCUCGCUACCAAUAAUAACAAGAGUUAGGAAGGGGCUUCAAAUAAUUGGUGAGAUUUUUUUCAGUUAAGGAGAUGGUGGGUAUUUGCUUCCUUUGUUAGCUCCUUUUCUUGUUUUCACUGUUCCUUUUUUUCCUCUUUCAUAUUUAACUUGUGGGAGAGCUCUCGAAUAUCAUUGAGAUGAGAAAUGAUAUAAUGAAGUGAUUGCUGUGUACAGUGGAUGGUGGAAACACACAGUCCUUUGGUGUGUUCAUCAAUAAGACAAAAGAAUGUAAAUGAUGAAGAGAGUUUCAGAGACACUUGUAUUUUUUCACUGUCGAGAAUAUUUGUUUUAUAGUUUUUUUUGUUUUUGGUAAACAAUAUUUGUUUUAUAGUUGAAAUGCAAUACAAUUGCACCCAA
Messenger RNA from Telopea speciosissima, 1643 nucleotides. RefSeq names its product ubiquitin carboxyl-terminal hydrolase 4. The record is from RefSeq and is a predicted model, not a curated record. Gene Ontology annotation, cellular component: nucleus; cytosol. Gene Ontology annotation, molecular function: cysteine-type deubiquitinase activity; cysteine-type endopeptidase activity. Bases 162 to 1274 code for a protein of 370 amino acids. Gene Ontology annotation, biological process: protein deubiquitination. The transcript is spliced from 6 exons. NCBI's taxonomy places the organism in Eukaryota, Viridiplantae, Streptophyta, Magnoliopsida, Proteales, Proteaceae.